Molecule: messenger RNA, 4425 nt
Organism: Drosophila grimshawi
Lineage: Eukaryota; Metazoa; Arthropoda; Insecta; Diptera; Drosophilidae
Gene: bsf
Product: leucine-rich PPR motif-containing protein, mitochondrial
Exons: 5
Coding region: 82-4305 (1407 amino acids)
Molecular function (GO): protein binding
Source: RefSeq, a predicted model, not a curated record
GUUACAUCACUUUGUGUGCGCUGCUCUCGCUGACGAAAUUUGUGCUAUUGUUUUUAUUAAUAAAUAUAUAGUUAAUUUACAAUGGCAUCCAUAUUGCGAACGGGUAAACUGUUGCGCUACUUCGCUGGCUUCACGCGUAACGUUGUCGUCAACUCAGUGCGCGACUGCGAGAGCAACAAUCUCCUACAAUCGGCGCCCUGCAUGUGCGGACAGUUCCAGAAUGGCUUUGCUAGCAAUGCAGCAGCGACGAAGGCCGAGCUGAGUCUGGACAAGCAAAUCCGAAGAUUGGAUCAGGAUGCACGUCGGAUGGGUCGCAUUUCGCGACGGGAUCUGGAGGAGGUGCUCGACGAGAUACGCACUCAUCGAACGGCGACAAGUUCGCAAUCGCUGCUCGUGAUACGGUGCUGUGGCAAUCUGGUGCCCGAGGAGUUGCCUGAGGUGCGCACCGCUCUCGUCCAGGAGAUCUGGAAGACACUUAACGCUCUGAAUGUGCCCAUGGAUAUCUCGCACUAUAAUGCCCUGUUGCGUGUGUAUCUGGAGAACGAACAUCAGUUUGCGCCCACCGAUUUUCUCGCCGAGAUCGAGGCCAAAGGCAUUGAACCCAAUCGGGUGACAUAUCAGCAUUUGAUAACCAGAUAUUGCCAGCAGGGUGACAUUGAGGGGGCCACGCGGAUCUUGGAGUUUAUGCGUGGCAAGAGUUUGCCAGUCAAUGAAAAUGUUUUCAACUCAUUGAUUCUGGGACACUCGCAGGCCAACGAUUUGGAGUCUGCCAAAGGCAUUCUGGGCGUGAUGCGGCAGGCGGGCCUGGAGCCCAGUGCGGACACAUAUACGACGCUGUUGUGCGCCUUUGCGCGACAUGGCGAUAUCGAUGCUCUACAGGCUACGCUCGCCGAAUGCGAGCCAAAGGAAAUCAUAUUGCUGGACAAGGAUCUGCUGGAUAUUAUCUACACACUCACGAUCAAUGGGCAUGGCGAACACGUAGAUGGACUGCUAACCAAGUUGCGCAUCUCGGCUGGUUUCAAUCAGGAUGCAGUUAAUAUUAUACUCCGUUUGGUGAACAAUGGCUAUGAGGAUGUCGCACUGAAGCUGCUCCGUUUGAUGCCACGCAGCACGCGUGUCAAUGGGGAACUUGUCGAUGUGGGCGCCUUCUAUAUACGCCAGCUGGUCAAGGCCAAUCGUCCGGUGGAGAAAAUUCUCAGCAUUUGUCGUACGCUGAAAGCGGAGGGUCUCAAUCCCAAGGCACUGACAAUUGCCACGGAGGCGGGUCUGACAAAUGGUGCCAUGAACAAUGCUCUGCCCCUGUUGCAAGAGAUGAAGAAUUUGGGUUUGCCGAUUCGCCAGCAUUAUUUCUGGCCUCUGUUUUGCUCGGUGGACACGAGUCAGGUGCUGGAUAUUGUGCGUCGCAUGCAACAGGAAUUUGCACUGAAUCCCAAUUCGGAGACCAUUCGGGACUAUGUGAUCCCCAAUCUGAAGGAGAAGAACUGGGAGCGUAUUGUGACCGUGCUACGCGAUGCUGGUGUGCCCAAUUCCACGGCAGUUACAUCCGCCGUCUAUGCGGCGCUGAGCACCCAUCAGCUGGCGGAUGCUGCCAAGAUUAUGGAACAGAAUCGUGCCUACUAUGUGCCUAUGCUCUUCCGCCAGCCACUCAUCAUGGCGCUAGGCAGUACCAAUGAUUUUGCCUCCUUUAUACGUUGCGUGCGUCAGAUGCACGAGGGUCUGCAAAUACGCAACGGCGCUGUCAAGGAUUCGGUGGAGGAAACGGAACAAGUCGCGGCCAACGUGGAUGUAGAGCGGAAUACGCCCGAUGUUGUCGGCAGCAUUGUGUACGAGGCGGCCAACUAUUUCAGGCGGGAACGUGUGCCCAUGCUGGAGAAGAUACUACAGGGUCUGGUCAAGCAGGGAUUAUCCGUGAGCAGCACAACGGCAACGACGCUGUCGGAGCUACUCGGCUCCGAGAUGACGCCCUUGAUAUCCGAGCAGCUGGGCAAACUCAGCUCCGGUGAACUGGAACCCAUCCCACUACCGAAUAGCGGCAAACGCGCCUUGGACACGCUGACCAUUGAUGAAUUGGAGCGCUUCAUCAAGAACGUGGAGGCGAAGGGCGAGAAUGCCAAUAAUAUUAAGCGACAGCUGCUCAAUGCCUGCUUCCGUUCACAGAAUCUGGAGAAGACGAUCGAGGUGAUCGAGCGUCUGCAGCAGGAAAAAUUCCAGAUAUCAAUUGGCAUCGAAGCGCAACUGGUUGACCUGUACACGUUCCACAAGCGUAGCUCAGAGGCACUGGCGCAAUACAACAAGCUGCGACAGGCAGAUGCCAAUUUUAAGCUGGACAAUUUUAAGGCAGUGCGUCUAGCGGAUCUGCUGUUGCAGGAGGAUCAAGUGGAGCCGGCACUGCAGCUGCUCGGCGAGAAUCAGAAGGAGACGCUGUUCAACGACGGCGAAGGCAGCUUCAAUUACAUCAGCACAGUGUGGCGCAUACUCAACGCGAUCGCGGAAACGGGCAAUGCGGAUAAAUUGAAGCGCGUCUUCGAUGCACUCGUCACGGGAAACUAUGUGGUGCCGACCAAUGUGCUGCUGGGUCCACUCGUCAAGGUGCACUUGAGCCGAGAUGAUAUACCCAAGGCGAUCGAUGCCUUCGAACAGAUUUGCCAGCAGCACAAGGCAACCCCCUGGAAGAAUGAGCUCGCCUGUCGUCUCAUCCAGAAAGAGGAUGCAGCCAAUUUGCAGCGACUCACAGAUCUCAGCACCAGCAUUCAUGGCGAGGUUAAUAGUCUCUAUGAUCUGGUCUUCUCCUUUGUGGAAUGCGGUCGUGUGCGCCAGGCCCGCAAAAUCCUUGAGACGCCUGGUUUGAGAACACGUCCGCAACGCAUCAGCACCGCCUGUGAUCGGUAUAAGAAUGAGGGCAUGCUGCAACCGCUGGAGGGUCUGAUUGAGGCCACCAAGGAUCUUGGGCACAUUGAUCGCAAUAAGAUUUACUACACACUCUUGUUGAGCUAUGACAAGGCCGAUGAGUCGGAGAAGGCGCUCGGUCUGUGGACCAAAAUGCAGGAGGAGGCUGUGACACCCACCGAUGCAUUUCUGCUGAAGCUUGCCGAGCUGCUGAAGCGCAAGAAUAUGGAGGUGCCAUUCGUGGUGCCAGAAAUGCAGCAGCAGCAGCCGAAGAGCAAACGUGGAAAGGCAGCGGGAGCAGCAGCAACAGCCGCUGCACAAGUCGAACAGCCACUUAAAACAGAGAAGGAGCAGAACAAGUUGGAGGAAACCAAACAGACGCCCAAACCCAUCUCAAACAUAGCCGGCUUUCGUCGCGCCAUCCAAGGCAAUGAUCCGGAUGGCGCCAUUGCCUAUCGGGAGCGUUUCAUUAGCGGCGAGAAGAUCAGCGUGCUGGACACCUCAAGGCUAAUUGAGCUCCUCGUGCGCGCUGAUCGCCUGACGGAGGCUAGCAAAUAUGUGGAUCAACUGCUCGCCGAUAAGCAGCAUCCGCAACCCAAGAUUUUCAAAUACUAUUUGAAUAAAAUUGCCGCUGGCGGGGAUAUGGAGAGACUGCAACGCAUUGGCGACCAGCUGAAUGAUGAACAGAAGCGUCUCGUGUCCUUUGAUAAUCGCUAUUGCCAUGCUCACAUUGUGGCCGGCAAGGCCGAGCAGUUCCUCAAGCAGCUCAGUGACCAAAUUGAAGCGGCCAAGUCGCCUGAGGAGGCCACUAAAAUAGCCGAGAAGUUUCCGCGUGGUGGCGCCGUUGGCAUCCUCGACAAACAUCCCGAGCUGGUGGCACAAUACGAAUCGCUGGCUGAGAAGUAUGCCGCCCACAAUCAGCUGGGUCCCAUGAAUGUGCUGUGGAUGCAUCUGUUGUCGCACAAUCAGGAGGCGGCCUCCAAGCAGAUCUGGGACAAGCAUCUGUCCAAUGCGCCACGCCUGAUGUUCCAGCGUGUGUUGCAAACGGCACGCGAGCAACAGGACGAUAAAAUGGCCGCCACUGUCAUCUCACAGUUGCGUGACAGCAAAAUAUCCGAGGGUGCAAUUGGCAAUGCCUACUCCUGUCUGAUCGAUAUACAGACGACCAAGGGUAAUCCGGAGAAGGCGAUGGAGGUGCUGGCGAAUGCCAUCAAGGAUGUCUCGCUGGAGAAUAUUAAUCGCACAGCUCUGCUGCGUCUCAAGCAGGCCGUCGAGGCUAAGAAUCAGGAGUUCCCAUAUACGGUGCCGGAGAAGCGCACAAAGGCUGUUGAUUCCAGCUCCUCGAGCAGCAGCAGCGAUGAUGACGAUGUCAAGCCCAAAAAACCCGAAACAGUGAAACCAAACCCGGAAAGUGCUUAAAUCCUCCCAUGUUUUGUUUUUAUAGUUUAAUGUAUAAUAUAAUAUGAUAACUAGUAUGUAUUUACUAGGCUACGACUUGUAAACUAAAUAUAUUUAAUGCAAAUGUUUUUGUUGCUACAA